This is a messenger RNA of Onychostoma macrolepis, 789 nucleotides long. RefSeq names its product 15-hydroxyprostaglandin dehydrogenase [NAD(+)]-like. Bases 1 to 789 code for a protein of 262 amino acids. Gene Ontology annotation, molecular function: oxidoreductase activity, acting on the CH-OH group of donors, NAD or NADP as acceptor. NCBI's taxonomy places the organism in Eukaryota, Metazoa, Chordata, Actinopteri, Cypriniformes, Cyprinidae. Gene Ontology annotation, cellular component: cytoplasm. The record is from RefSeq and is a predicted model, not a curated record. The transcript is spliced from 7 exons.
AUGGAUUUAAAGAAUAAAGUGGCUGUGGUGACUGGAGGUGCUCAGGGUUUGGGCAGAGCCUUUGUCAAAAUACUCCUAAAAAAGGGGUCAAAUGUGGCCUUCAUUGAUGUGAAUGAACAACUGGGAAAAGAGUUAAAGGCUGCGCUUGCCGAAGAAUAUGGACCUGACAGGGUUGAAUUUUACGCCGUGGAUGUCUCAUCUAAGCAGGAAUUUAUAGGAGCUUUUCAGAAAAUUGUGGACAGGUUUGGCCACAUCGACAUUAUGUACAACAAUGCAGGGGUUGUCGAUGAAAAUGACUGGGAGAAAACCAUUGCCAUAAACAUGUCUGGGCUGGUGAGGGGAACAUAUCUGGCUCUGCAGUACAUGAAGGAUAAUCCUGAGAGCAAAGGGGCAAUUAUCAACAUAUCAUCUACUGCAGGUCUGUGGUUUGUGCCAACAGCGCCCAUCUACACAGCGACUAAAUACGCAGUGGUGGGAUUCAGCCGUGCUAUUGCGGCUGUUGCUAUGCAGUCCAACCUUGGGUUGAGGAUCAACACUCUCUGUCCAGGUGCAGUGAAGACUAACCUGCUGUCCUCUUCUAAUAUAGAGGACCAUUUUGGACAGUUUUCAAAACUAGAGGGGCUGAAGGAGAUGGUUCAGGAGAGAAAUGACUUUGUGGAGCCUGAGGAUGUUGCCAAGGCCUCCCUUAUUCUUGUGACAGAUGAAAGCAAGAAUGGAGAAAUUCUGAAGAUCGAUGCUGAUGGUAUGGAGUUCAUAUCCCUUCCUGAACCACCAGCAAUGCGAAAGUAG